Branchiostoma belcheri (Belcher's lancelet) is the source of this 1637-nucleotide messenger RNA. Its product is annotated as zinc finger protein 525-like. Gene Ontology annotation, biological process: regulation of transcription by RNA polymerase II. NCBI's taxonomy places the organism in Eukaryota, Metazoa, Chordata, Leptocardii, Amphioxiformes, Branchiostomatidae. Gene Ontology annotation, molecular function: RNA polymerase II cis-regulatory region sequence-specific DNA binding; DNA-binding transcription factor activity, RNA polymerase II-specific. The coding region runs from base 30 to 950 and encodes 306 amino acids. The transcript is spliced from 2 exons. The record is from RefSeq and is a predicted model, not a curated record.
GCAUCUUGGAUAUCAGGGGUUUGACCAACAUGGCGGCCAGAUCUGAAUCAUACCUAAAACAGGGGAAGGGAGAGAGUGUGCAUGAAGAGAAGGAUUCUCCGCGCACCCACAAGUGUGGCGAGUGCGGCAAGGCGUUUCGCUUCCUGUGUCAUUUCAAGCGACACAUGCUGACUCACACGGGUGAGAAACCGUAUCAAUGCGAGGAAUGUAGCAGGUGCUUUAGUCUGCUGGGUCAACUGAGGUCUCAUAUCAGGACCCACACCGGUGAGAAACCCUACACGUGUGAGGAAUGUAAUAAAAGCUUCAGUCGGCUGAGUAAUCUACAGAGACACAGGCGGACUCACACGGGUGAGAAACCUUACCGAUGUGAGGAAUGUGACAAAAGCUACAGUCAGCUGAGUCAGCUGAAGAGACACAUGCGGAUCCACACCGGUGAGAAGCCGUAUCAAUGUGAGGAAUGCAGCAGGUGCUUCAGAAUGCUGGUUCACCUGAGGUCUCAUAUCAGGACCCACACCGGUGAGAAACCCUACACGUGUGAGGAGUGCAGCAGGCAGUUCAGCGACCUGGGUACUCUGAAGCGACACAUGCGGACUCACACUGGUGAGAAACCGUACACAUGUGAGGAGUGCAGCAGACAGUUCAGAGACCUGGGUACUCUGAAGCGACACAUUCGGACUCACACAGGUGAGAAACCGUACAGAUGUGAGGAGUGCAGCAGACAGUUCAGUGUGCUUCAUAGUCUGAAGAAACACAAGCGGACUCAUACAGGUGAAAAGCAAUACAAGUCUGAAGAGUGCCGCAAGCAGUUUAGUCAGCUGUCAAAUCUUAAGAGACACAUGAGGACUCACACAGGUGAGAAACCCUACAGGUGUGGGGAGUGCAGCAGGUGGUUCAGCGAGCUGGGUAAUCUGAAGAAACACAUGCAGACUCACACUGGUGAGAAACCGUAAGAGUGUGGCAGGCAGUUCAGCAGGCUGGGUCAUCUGAAGCUUCGAAGACACGCGUGCGCACUCAGAGAGCGCACAACCCGUAGAUGUCUUAAACAGGCAACAAAAAAACUCAUUCCGGAGAAAAGCCUGUCAGUUUCUUUAUAAAGGUUACUGAGUGGGGAUGUUUUAAAUGUCCUUACUGUUUGAUCUCAUCGUGUUCUUCUUCUUCAAACGAAACCGUUUAUUAUUUUUACUAUUUUUUUCUGCCAGUAGUGUAUUCUAUACAUGAUUCCAAUGCAAUAGUUAACAAUAUCGGUGAUUUUAUAUCACGGUCGUUUUCUAACUCCGUAGCCUGUUGAUUAGAGUUAGAAGCCGUGUGUAAAAUGUGAAGGUGUAGUAGUUAGAUAAUAGUUACAUGACAGGACACCGUUCAUUUAACGUCAAAGCGUCAUUAUCCGUCUGUUAUAGAACUUAGUUAACUACGUGUUUUCGUGUUUUAGUAUCUGUAAAUACACUAGAUCUUUAGCGUUUAGUUACAGUUGGAGCAUGUUACUUAUUAACGAAUGAAAAUGUAGUUUGUUUUACUGCAAUUCUGUAAGGUAGAGGUAGCAUAGAGUUAGAGAUUUGUCAACUUCGGCAUCUCAUUCUAAACAAUAAAGCGCAUUAUGUGCCUAAUUUGUUUGUUAUCGUCGCUUUCUUUUUUUCCAU